Messenger RNA from Elgaria multicarinata webbii, 1478 nucleotides. It is a transcript of the gene SMCO3, whose product is annotated as single-pass membrane protein with coiled-coil domains 3. Lineage: Eukaryota; Metazoa; Chordata; Lepidosauria; Squamata; Anguidae. The transcript has 3 exons. The record is from RefSeq and is a predicted model, not a curated record. Bases 746 to 1456 code for a protein of 236 amino acids.
CUCUGAUUGUCAGCCAGCAGUGAUGUUGCCCAGCCGGAGACAAGACUCAGCUGCUAUUAUCAGCUUGAUUGUGCCUCUUCUACUCCUGCCAGUCAUUUCAGUCCAGACUGCAUUCCACCACUGGUAGCAGUCAAAGCCCGGUGUGUGCUAGGCAGGCAGAGAACAUACUAUACAGGAUGGUGGAGUGCCUGUUAGUGCCUCUACCCCCACAGUGAAUUCUUCUUGACCCAUUCUGCCAAACAAUAAAUCUUAUCUUUCUCUUUGAGGAGAAAAACAGUAGCCCCCCCCCCCACUAAACAACAGAUCUUUGAGGUCAAGUGACAUCUGCCUAGGGUUGUGUGUGUGUGUGUGUGUGUGUGAGUUGUGAUAGGAUAGGAAUUCAUGGGUCUACUGAAGAACAUGGUCAACUAUGGAUUAUUUUAACAAAUAAGUAUCUUUUAUUAUUCCAAUGGCUACAUUGUACUUCUGUUGCCCCUCUUCCCAUCAUUCCUUGAGUCUUUUCACAGGCUAUGUGGAAGCUGCAGACAAAGGAAGAUAAUUGGCUUGGCUCCCUCUACAUUUUUUCAGGAGACCAACCCUUGCCUGUCUCUUCCUCAUCUGCCUGGUGGGGAAUCUGCCCAGCUACCUGGGUCUAAGUGAACCAGAAGGAAGAAAGCUACCUCAUUCAUAUCUGGUUAAUGCUGAUUAUGCCUGAGAAAAGGUAAAGGGGAUCAGGCCUUUUUACAGGCUCUUCAAGCUUGACAGAAUGAAUCUAAGUGAUCUUCUCUACCCAAGUAACCCACAGAGACGCCAGAAUGUGAUUGAUUUGCAUCAGGAACUGCUUGAUUGCAUGGAGCUUAAUUUUAAGGCUACUAAUGAACUGAUUAGAACAUUGAAUGGAAAUAUGGGAGCCAAGAUUACAUACAUUAAAAUGAAAGAGGGUGGCACCAUCAAAGAGAACUGUGACAUUAUCAUCAGAGCCAUGAAUGAUAUACAACAAGUAGUGUGGCAGAUUGAUAAACAAAUGAAGGAAAAGCUAGAACCAGUAAUGUACCAAAAACUUUAUGAUAUCAAACAGCCUGAAUUGGAGAAAAUUGCAAUAGCUCACAGAAUUAUUUCCAUUAUACUUGGAGAGGCUACUGUUUCUGCAGGUACAGUAGCUGUAAAAUUAAUAUGUUCAAAUACUAUAACAGCUACUAUUAACAAGCUAGUUGCUUUGCUUGCUCAAAUUGGAGUAUCUGUUCUUGGAGGCAUUGCCAUUAGUGUACUUGGAUUGGGUAUUGACAUAAUUCUUCAUGCCAUCCUGGGAGCAGUUGAAAAGGAUCAACUUCUCGCAUCUAUUCAAAGCUAUGAGCAGCAUCUAGCUGAAUUUAAGGAAGCCUCUAAGACAUAUCAACAUGCCAUCACUGAAAUAAGUGCAUUGGUGAAAGGCAAAAUGAAAUUAAUGGUAUUUGGCGAUGUUCCUACCCAUAAGUGACUACACCAGAUAUAUUCUAACA